AUGCGUUGCUCUAUUCUUGCCUUCGCUGGCGGCCUUGCUGCCCAGUCUCUUCAGCUUGCAGCUGGUCAAUCUGCUCAAUUUCUAUCAUCGAAUCCUGGCGGAGCUAUUCCAGCCAUGGUCCAGGCACCAAGCACCUCUGGAUUCAUGCAGUCAACAAUCCAACCAUCCAGAGGAGGUCUGUCUGUCUGCGUCUCUGGAAUAGUGCCCGUGCAAGUCAGCACCGCAAUGAACAUGGCCUUCAACUUUUCCGUGCCCGAUAAUCAAACUGGGGUGACCCAGACAUUCCUCUCAAUGAUUUCAAGCGCUUCUCCUUUUGUGCAACAGCUCAUGGCCGGAACGCAGUCUGUGAAUGGGACCUACAAUAUCGGCGGGACUUUGUGUACCCCAGCGAACAAUACCACGCCGAAAACGGUCGAGAUCCUUACCCAUGGCAUUGGCUUCGACAGGCUGGCCACGCAACGUUUGUCACACCUCCCCAAAUUCUCAUUUGCAGUUGACCUGACCAUCCGCAGUUUCUUUUAUGACCGUCUUGGUGUAGGGCAAUCAUCCAAGCCCGAUGCAUUGACCAUACAGAGUCCUCUUGAAUUGGAAAUCCUCCAGUCUCUCAUCACGAAGCUUAAGAAUGGUACCUUGAGCAACAUUACGCCUACCACCAUUGUUGGUACGGGACACUCUUACGGCAGCUCUCUCGUUCAAGGAAUUACCUCAAAAUACCCCAGCUCACUCAACACGGCCAUCCUCACUGGAUUUUCAGUAAACUCGACAGGAUCUUCAGCUUUCGUCGCUGCCUUGAAUCUCGCCAUUGCGUCGCAGAAUCAGCCCUUGCGAUUUAGCGGCCUCAGCAACGGCUACCUUGUCUCUAGUACCUCGAUCUCCAACCAGCUCGCAUUCCUGCAUGCCCAGAACUUUGAUCCCAACGUGCUCAGUCUAGCCGAGGCAACCAAAGGUUCCGUCACGUUCGGCGAGCUCUUCACCCUGUCGGCAGUGGUAGCCCCCGCUGCCAACUUCACUGGUUCGGUCGCUGUCGUGAACGGAGACAGUGACCUUCCCUUCUGCACUGGAAACUGCUCCUACCCAACCAAUCUCGCCCAGGCAGCCAUUACAAUGCUAUAUCCAAAGACGAAUGUUACGGGCACUUACGUGGCCCCUCUUACCGGCCAUGGUAUCAAUUUUCACUACUCCGCCGUGGCGGCUUACCACUACAUCCAAGACUUCAUCGCGAAGGGCACCUCGUCAAACAGCACCUCCACAUAA
This is a messenger RNA of Lachnellula hyalina, 1254 nucleotides long. RefSeq lists its product as uncharacterized. The record is from RefSeq and is a predicted model, not a curated record. The transcript has 2 exons. The coding region runs from base 1 to 1254 and encodes 417 amino acids. Lineage: Eukaryota; Fungi; Ascomycota; Leotiomycetes; Helotiales; Lachnaceae.